AUGUCUGAUCCAAAUCUCAUGGAAGUCGACUCUUCCACAUCUGUCCGAGGAGGAGAAGGAGAAGCGGCCGCAUCAGGUGUCAACAUUAUCACCAACGAGAAACCUCAGUCUCAAGAUCAAGCUAUGGAAAUCGACUCUCUAUCUCAACCUGAUGCUGCUGGCCCGUCAAGUGAAGCAGCUGGAGCAGUGUUCGUCGAGCAGACCACUACCACUACAAGUAUCGAAACUACCAUCUCGACUGAAGGCGACUCUGGUCAUUCUCUUCCUCUUCCACUUCCUCAAACUAUCGCUUCAGCGGCAUUGAUCAACGAUGAACUCUCUAUUCCUACAGCUGGACCAUCUCAUACACACCUUCCUCCCACCACCGGUGCCCCUUACGACCUCUUUCCCCAAUCUACGUCAAACUUACAAAUCAUCGAACGACCGAAAAUCUACAGAACAGGAUAUAUCUACAAUCCCAUGAUGAUGUUACAUUGUCAAGAGGGGUAUAUACCUACAGCAGAAAGUGUGGUGGAUAACGGACCGGGACAUCCAGAGGAACCUAUGAGAAUCAAGAGGAUAUUUUCUAGAUUGGCUGAACAGGGUCUGAUCAAACGGAUGAAAAGGUUAGAAUUCGGUGAAGUCACGAUGGAUCAGGUCAUGUUGGUUCAUGGUGAAGAUUUAUGGUUGAAAGUACAAGGUACCGAGGAUCUUACGGAUGAGUAUAUUCAAGGAUCCAAACAAUACUAUGAACAACUUUCUCUAUACGUCUGUAGGGAAACUGCUCAUUGCGCGAGGUUAUCAUGCGGUGGUGUUAUACAAGCUUGUAUUUCGGUAUGCCAGAAACAAGUCAGAAACGCCUUUGCGAUAGUCAGGCCACCAGGACAUCAUGCUGAACCGGACGAACAUAUGGGUUUCUGCUUUUUCAACAAUGUCGCUGUAGCUACGAAAGAGGUACAGAGGAGAGGUCUGGCGAAGAAAGUUUUGAUUCUAGAUUGGGACGUGCAUCAUGGGAAUGGAACCCAACGAGCAUUCUGGGAUGAUCCCGACGUUCUUUAUAUCUCUUUACAUCGACAUGACGGAGGAAGGUUCUACCCUACGAGUGAUUUCGGCGCUUUAGAUAUGGUUGGAACUGGUGCUGGAGAAGGAAAAUCCGUCAAUAUACCUUGGCCUGGACCUGGUUUCGGUGAUGCAGAUUACAUAUACGCUUUCCAACGUAUAGUGAUGCCUAUAGCUUAUGAGUUUGCUCCUGAUCUUGUCAUCAUCUCCGCUGGGUUCGACGCGGCCGAUGGAGAUCGUCUGGGUGAAUGUCACGUUACACCAGCAGCUUAUGGACACAUGACACAUAUGCUCAGUGCCCUGGCCGGAGGAAAACUUGUAGUAGCGCUGGAAGGAGGUUAUAAUCUUAAAGCUAUUUCCGAUUCCGCAUUAGCAGUAGCGCAGGUACUACUCGGUGAAACACCUGCAGAGCUUGAUGCUCACCAAGCGUCCGAGGUGGCUACAGAGGUGAUAUACCAAUGCGCCAAGGUACAGUCGAAAUACUGGAAAAGUAUAGAUGUGAAGGCUUGUGAGCCACCAGAGGUUACUGCACUUGAAGACGGAUCAUUACCUAUCACGAGUAUCCCCGAUUUACUCAAAUUGCAUCGAGCAUGGCACAUGUACGAGAAACAUCAACUGUUCCAGAUACCUCUAGCUAGUGAAGAGCUGGAAGCGUCCUUUGGUGGUCAAGUCCUCUGCAGUGAAAACGUGUAUGAGAUGGGACCUAGGGGUGUCCUGGUAAUUUUCGUGCAUGACUUUGGUAAUUUGCGUGUGGAGACCGAUGGUGUAUCGACGACGAACGUGCACAUGGCUAAUAGUUAUUUAAUCAACACAAGCGAUGCAAUUGUGGACUGGGUGAAGAAAGAAGGAUACAAUCUGAUCGAUGUGAAUGUGUUAAAGCAGUUACCUACACAUUUCGCUCCCGAUCUACCGAAGAUGGUUAGCAAGAGUGGUACACCGUUGGAAGCGCAGUUGAUACGGUAUAUAUGGGAUAACUAUAUUGAAUUAUCGGAAGCGGAGAAUAUCGUUCUGAUCGGACAUGGAACGGGUUGUAAGACAAUUAUGGACUUAGUAAAUCAACGAGAAGUGGAACAGAAGGUGAAAGCUGUAAUCCAAGUGGCGGGAUUACAUUCUUUGGUCAGACCUGAUCCGAAUGAUGAGGUGAAAAGAUCAUGGUUUAGAAAGUCAAACAGAAUAUACGUUCCUGCUGAACACCCGGUAUUAGAAGACGAAAGAAUUCAAAAGAGAUUAGGAGGACAAGUUCAUAAGUCUGAUAAAGCUACGAAAGUGGUUGAUGUGCUUGUGGAGGUAUUACCAAAUAUCAAAGAGUUCGUUUCUUCCAAAUUACCCGAAAUCGAGAGACCUGCACCUCUACUUAAUGGGAAUGGGAACGUUGAUGGCAAUGCCGAUGGGAGUGGAGAUGAGCAAGUGAGGAUGGAAGUAGAUGUGGAAGUGCAGGAUCAUGUCAAUGGACAUGAUGGACAUGAUGGGAGUCAGAAUGUAAAUGGCAGUGGGGAUGUCAAUGGAGGUGAACCAUCAUCGGUUAUACCUCCUGUAACUGCACAGUAA
This is a messenger RNA of Kwoniella mangroviensis CBS 8507, 2586 nucleotides long. RefSeq lists its product as uncharacterized. Gene Ontology annotation, cellular component: histone deacetylase complex. The record is from RefSeq and is a predicted model, not a curated record. The coding region runs from base 1 to 2586 and encodes 861 amino acids. Gene Ontology annotation, molecular function: histone deacetylase activity; transcription factor binding. The transcript is spliced from 13 exons. NCBI's taxonomy places the organism in Eukaryota, Fungi, Basidiomycota, Tremellomycetes, Tremellales, Cryptococcaceae. Gene Ontology annotation, biological process: negative regulation of transcription by RNA polymerase II.